AUGAGCGCAAUCCUGUCAGCAGACGAUCUGAAUGAUUUCAUUUCGCCGGGAGUCGCAUGUAUCAAACCAGUCGAAACCCUUCCACCAAAAGAUUCAAAGAAAACGGAAGAUGCCUAUGAAGUAACAACGGAAGACAAAGUGCAGCCUGAGAAUCUACCCCCCGCACAGAUUUCUUUGACAGACUGCCUCGCUUGCUCUGGCUGUGUUACUUCUGCCGAGGCAGUGUUGAUAUCACUCCAGUCUCAUGCAGAGGUCCUCAAUACACUUGAUGCGCACCCGGAGAUUCCCUUGGUGCAUGAGCAUCAUGGGGUGACAGUGAAUAACAUCGAAGACUCUGGAGAGGGUAAGAUCUUCGUGGCCAGUGUUAGCCCACAAGUCAGGGCCAGUCUGGCAACAAUUUAUGGGAUCUCGGAGAAAGAAGCGGGGUAUAUGAUCAACCAAUUACUUAGUGGCCCGCAGGGCUUGCGAGGUGGGGGCAAGCACAGAAAUGGGUUUACAUGGGUUGUCGACACAAAUGCCAUGCGAGAGGCUGUACUGGUACUCACUGCAGAUGAGGUUUCAGAUUCGCUUAGCUCAGGAGACUCGUCAACAGCGGGCCAGUCGGAUGACCCUCUGCCCAAACGCCCUAUUCUAUCCUCAGCAUGUCCUGGAUGGAUAUGUUACGCCGAGAAGACUCACCCUUUCAUCCUUCCACAUCUUUCUCGACUCAAAUCGCCCCAGGCUCUGUCGGGGACAUUCCUCAAAACCGUUUUGAGCAAGUCUCUCGGGGUUAAUCCGUCUCGAAUUUGGCAUUUGGCAGUCAUGCCCUGCUUUGACAAGAAGCUAGAAGCUAGUCGAGAAGAACUCACAGAUGUUUCGUGGCGACAGGGAAAUUCCACGGCCUCUGAAACACAGCCCGUUCGCGAUGUGGACUGUGUGAUCACUGCUCGUGAGCUUCUGUCUCUGGCUUCAUCUCGAGGUUUCUCAUUGCCAAGCCUGCCAUUGCAACCUCUGCCAUCCUCUUUCACCCCGCCCUUCCCUGAAAAAAUCCUUGAUUCUUUCCUUUCCUUCGAGCGCUCUCGGGCAAAACAAUCUAUUGCUACAGGUACCUCUGGAGGCUACCUACACCAUAUUCUAAUGAAUUUCCAAGCUCGCAACCCAGGCAGUGAGCUUGUGAUCAACCGCGGACGGAAUGUCGAUGUCGUCGAGUACGUGCUCUUGUCUCAAGAGGGUCCAACAAUUUUGAAAGCGGCUCGUUAUUACGGCUUUCGAAAUAUCCAGAACCUUGUCCGGAAGCUCAAACCCGCACGUGUGUCCAGGCUUCCCGGUGCAAAACCAGCCGCUAGACCCGCCACAGGUCGCCGCCAGCCUAUAUCUCGUAACAACGUCACCACAAGCAGCUCAGGAGCUGAUUACGCCUACGUGGAGGUCAUGGCCUGUCCUGGUGGGUGCACGAAUGGCGGCGGCCAGAUCCGAGUCGAGGACGCCAAAGAAGCCAUCGGUUCUUCGCAAGGAAUGGCCCUAGACGCGUCUAUGAAGCCAUCACCACACGAGCAGCGCGCGUGGCUUGCUCGCGUUGACGAGGCUUAUUUCUCCAUGGAAUCAGAGUCUGAAUCUGAACUGGAUACUCAGUCCCAAAAGUCUUCAUUGGCUGACAAAGACGCUAAAAUUCAUCAAGGCUUACGGCACUGGUCAGAAUACAUGAAUAUCCCCCUCUCUAAGCUCGUUUAUACUACCUACCGCCAGGUAGAAAGUGAUGUUGGCAAGGAUCAAACACCUGCUAAUGAUACAAGCCGGGUCGUGGAGCUUGCGGGGAAGAUUGGUGGUGGUUGGUAA
This is a messenger RNA of Penicillium digitatum Pd1, 1815 nucleotides long. RefSeq names its product iron-sulfur cluster assembly protein NAR1 (gene nar1). Gene Ontology annotation, biological process: iron-sulfur cluster assembly. The record is from RefSeq and is a predicted model, not a curated record. Gene Ontology annotation, cellular component: cytosolic [4Fe-4S] assembly targeting complex. Lineage: Eukaryota; Fungi; Ascomycota; Eurotiomycetes; Eurotiales; Aspergillaceae.